AUGGCUAACCGUACACGGCUGGCAGAGGCAGCCAUCCCAAGAGUCAGAACGAGCAGCUGGGCCGCGCAAGGGAACAGUGACCACGUCAAGGCGUCGUCGUCAAGCGGGACCAGAGGGCCGCAACACGCACCACGAGUCCACCGUGCCCCUGCCAGCCCCACCAGGAACUGGUGCGCCUACAUAGUGAACAGGAACGUCAGCUGCUCGGUGCUGGACGGGACGGAGAGCUACGUCCAGGCCCAGUACAAGUGUGCCUGGAACCAGUUCCCCUGCCAGCCCACCCCAGUAUACCGAACAAGUUUCAGACCUCGGUACACAGUUGCAUAUAAGACAGUAACAGAGCUGGAGUGGAGAUGUUGUCCUGGGUACAAAGGGGAAGACUGCAAAGAAGGCCCAGCAGAAAAGCCAAACACUGCUCGUCGUCCCACAACACCAGCGAAAGCUGUUGUGAAGAAAGGCUUGGAUGCAGAACCAACAGAAGAGCCAGAACCUCCACCAUAUGAGAAGAAAAUGCAAUUUCUUGAGGAUGAAUUGUUUAGACUUACACGAUCAGUGCUUGAACUUCAGUCCUCUGUGGCAGGUGUGAAUGAAAACCUAAAACUGACUGUCCAAGAAGAUGCUAGUAAGAUGUUGGUCACUUGGUUGAACAAUCUUUAUGACCGCCCAGAGCCUGAUAGUGCAGUUGGUGGUGAAACAGACACUAUUCAUCUGCCCGGACUCCUCAGCAGUAAAGAUCAGAAAGACCCUUUUAUUGAUUUUGAAAUGGAAGAUAUAAAGUCUGAGCUAGCUGAAGUCAAAGAAGCCUUGAAGAUGAGGAAUGACAAACUGGAGGAACUGAAUGGAAAAGUCAAAGGUUAUGAAGGACAAUUAAAACAGCUGCAGGAGGCAGCACAAGGGCCUACAGUAACAAUGCCCAGUGACAAUAUAUAUCAGGAGUAUAUAGACUCAAAAUUUGAGUCCCUUAGACAGGAAAUACUGGAAGGAUUUGAAAAGAAAAUGGCAGAUCUGAAGAGCUCCUGUGAAUACAAACUACAGGAUAUCCAGCAGCAGUGUGAUGACAAUGAAAAUACCUGUUUAGGAAUAAUUGAUGUUAUAAAAGGAAAACAGAAUGACUUGAGGAAGGAAAUAAAUACUCUCCUAACUCAGAUUCCAUCAAAUAAGUCCAUUUGUUGCAGUGAGGGUGAGAGAAAUGACUUUGACCAACAAAUAAAAGAUUUAGAUAAGAAGAUUGACAGAGUUGCAGAAGCACACAGGAUCUUGAACGUCAGAAUAGAUAAUGAAAUUAUUCGAUUGUCAACUCCAGAUCUAGAAGACAUGUUUGGUGAGAGGUUGGAGGAGCUAGAUGCGAGGAUGAAUGUUACAGAACGAAAUGCUGAAGAACAUUGCUUUUACGUUGAGGAAACCCUCCGCGGUGCUAUAGCCUCUGAGGUAGAUGAAUUGAGAGACUUGUUUGACCAUAAACUGCGGUCCCUAGAAGAUAGGCUAGGUGGCACUAUUUUAGAGAUUGCUAAUACCACAGACCCAGAUGGAAUGUAUAUUAAUCCUGGGCCCAUCUUUCCCAGUGAUGCAGGAUUUGCAAAUGAGCAAUUCACAGCAGAGAUUAAUUUCCUGAAGAACAAACUGCUGUCGCUUGAACACCAAUGCGGGCAAAAGUGUCAGUCUGUACCACAAGGUAGGGAGGACCUUCAGAAAGAGCUGGAAAAUUGUAACAACAGAUACAAUCACUUGCUUUUUAAAACAGAUAAUAACUCUGUUCUUCUGCAGUCUCUAAAUAGCUCUCUUAAUGAGAAACUCAACUUAAUUAAGGGUAACCAACGUGACAUCCAGAAAAUGCAGAGAGACAUACGUGUAUUCCGGUAUAGUCUAAAUGUUAUGGAUAAAGAUAUGAAAAAUCUUCAGGAAGGCUUGAGUAGCUGCAGGGAGCAGCUUCUGGGUGUCAAUUCGACCUGUAGAAAAACACAGCGAGGUGUCUUCCGAAAAAUUGAUCAAAUGCAGAGGACAUUUGCAAAUCAAACUGCUCAUCCCAGUGAUAAUUGCUGUGGUGAAGUGAAAGAGAGACUAGAACACUUGAAUGACCAUAUCCUGAAUGAUCUUAGCAAGUGCAAAGAAAAGACCCAAGGUAUCCAGGAGGGUGUUUCAGAUAUUGAGAGCAGAGUCUCACAUGUUGAAAACGUUUGCAGCAAGCUGGACUCUGUCUCAGGUAGCUUGCAGAAGAUAAAGGAAGGUCUGAAUAAGCACGUAAGCAGCUUAUGGAACUGCAUCCGUGAAAUGAAUGGAACUAUAGCAUCUCAUUCCACUGAUAUUUCUGGCCUCAAAAAUUCUGUCCAACAUUUCAAUAGUCAGGUCUCCAAAAUCACCACAGACAUUGAAGGCAUGCUGAAAUCCCAGCCUGACACAAGGCGAUCAGAAGUACCACAGCAGCCGUUGCCACCAAGACCACCUCUGCAGCCCCACCCUGGCAUAUCCCUGCUGCCAUCAAGGCCGAGGAUACAACCGCCACGACAGAGGACCCCCCUGCAGCCACUGCAGCCAAGACCUCUUCCACGUCCAGCACUGCCAGGGUCAGGAGUUGCGCCAUUUCUGCCUGGAACAACCGGGAUCAUCUUGGAGACUGGAGAAGCAGGGCCUCCUGGAACUGUUUUAAUGUCAGGAAGAGGGCGGCUUAGGAGUGUGGAUGGUCAGGCUGGGCAAAGUACCAUGCCCAUCGCUGAAGGGUUUGCCGGAGCACCAGGAUAUCCAAAGUUAUCUCCUCCUACCACAGACUCACAAGGACCUGCUGCCGCCGCGGCCUCUCUGGUGUCAUUUUCUGCUGGGCUCACACAGAAGCCUUUCUCCAGUGACGUUGGUGUCGUUCACUUUAACAAAGUGCUUGUGAAUGAUGGGGACUAUUAUAACCCUGAUACAGGCAUUUUCACGUCACCGUAUGAAGGGCGCUACCUGAUCACUGCUGUGCUGGCCCCAGAGAGGGACGAGUAUGUAGAAGCAGUGCUGUCUGUUUCCAACGCAAGCGUGGCUCAGCUCCACACAGCUGGGUACAGGAGAGAACUGCUGGAGUAUCACAAACCCUACUCGGGGAAACGGACCUGUGGUGGUCCCGGGACGUUCCACCUUGUUCUUCACCUCAAAGCAGGAGAUGAAGUAAAUGUCGUCGUAACAGGAGGCAAACUGGCCUACACAGACUCUGACGAAAUGUACUCCACGUUUAGUGGAGUUCUCCUUUAUCCUUCCAUUUCUCAUGUUUAGGUUUACCUUGAACAGGAGAGAAGGGUAAGAUAUUCAGAAGAAAUUAAGUGUAAUAAAAUUUAAAGCUUUAAUAUAUUCAGUUUAUAUAUUUGAUUUCAGUGAUGGGUUUAUAGUCUGUACUGAGACCUUUUCCUUGUCCCCUGCUUCCAGAGGUAGCUACAAAAGACAUGUUUCUGUAGCUAAAAUAACUCCUUCCCAAGCCCUUGUUUACUUGUACAAGCAGAACAACUCUUAAACAACAAAUAUGUUCUCAAUAGAUACUUUUCCACUGUGUUCUUGCUAUUCCCUAUUAAAUUGCCUUUGCAGUCUUCUCCCUAGUUUAUCAAAUUGUCCCUAGUCUGUCAAAGUUUACAUCUUCACUGAAGUUUACAGUUGUCGUCACCUAUUUUCAUGUUUUCAGUAAAGUAGGGGUCAAGAAGGCGAGGUUGUAUUGGACAUGGUUGAUGACUUCUUAGUCCUCGUGUUACUUAACAAGUUGGGUCAAGUGCAUUUGCACAGUUUGUUCAAAGCAAUUGCUCACUAUGGUGGUGCAAAGCAAAACGAUACUUAUCUGCAUCAGUUUUCUUUCUUCGCUUAAGGGCCAAACAGUGCUAAGAGACAAAGAUGAGUGACUCAUUCCAGUCAAAUGGAAGCAGCUGUGCAGGCAGAAACUUAACCUUGCCACAGCUUUCCACUAGGCAGACAUGAGUGUAAGGUGCAGUUGCUACUAUGGAAAGAUUUAGAACAGUUAUUUUCAAUUGAUAACAGUAAAAAAGAUGAUCACUUAAGCAUGAUGCCCUUGAGAUUAAAGCUUGAUGUUUGAAAUGAGUAAAACGGGUCAGAAAAAUCUCAACUGUCUGUGCUUAGCUAGAACAACUGUAAUUUUGAAGUUCAAAAAAUUUUCCAAAGUUUGUUUCUGGCAGUCCUACAGUAUUUGCAUUAAAAAGGAAAUUUUGUCUUUGUUGCACUGUAGAAAACAAAUCAGAGAAAAAAUUGUUGAUAAUAGGAAAAUAUUAUUAGCCAGUACUGUCAAACAUACAAACCAACCAUCUGCACUGUGCUGUAACAGCCUCCUGCAGUUUGAGUGCUUUUGAGUGAGGUUUGUUUUAAUAUUCAGCAUCUGUUUAUAUAGAUGAAGCAACUAGCUUAAACAGUUAAACACAUUUGGAGCAACAGUAUUUUAUUUCUCAUUCUAGCCACUUCUUAGUGGAGGUAACAAAAAUGAUGUUUUGGCUCUUUGGAGUUAGCAUUUUUAUCUCUUUCAUGGCUGAAAACAAAAUCCACUGAGAGCAGUGCUAUUACACUGUCAUCUAUAGCUUCUUAUAUAAACUUACCUUUUUAAUCGUCUGUUCACGCCUCGUAGAGUUGUAUUUAUCAUAGUGGUUUGUGUAGUGUGUUUUCCUUCUUACAAAUGCAGAACAGCUGUUUAUAGCCUCAGAACAAACAAUUCCUUUAGGUGAAGGAAGAAUUCCCUGUGCUGUAAGCAGCACAGUGUGGUUUAGCUGAAGCCCUUCCCAUCUGAGGAGGUCAGAUGAAAAUUUAUGCUUUUGCUGGUUUUGGAAUAGAUACUCACUAAUAACUCUGUUUCCAGGCAAUGAGAUGGGGCCUUCCCACAACAAACUUGCAUCCUGGAAGUUGAACUGCUUGUGAGAAAAGCAGGCAAAAAAAGCUUUCUCUGCACAGAGGAACUCUUGAGUCAAUCCCUGUGCUAGAAUUGUGAGCACAGGAAGGAAAUUGAGUGGAGUUUUAAAGCACCUGGUUUAGGAAGAUCUCUUGGUACCUCAUUUUCAGAAAUGAUCGUGUUACUGAUAUGCAGAAGCCAGGACUGGAUGUGUUUUGUAGCAGGAAGGCUGUUUCUCUGAACAGCUGUUAGUCAGUAGCCAAAGAUGUACAGUGAACUUGCAUUUCACAGCUCGAUAAAGGGAGCCACCCCCCGUCUCAUUUCCCUGUAUAUUUGUCUUGAGCUGUGCUGGAGUGUGAUGCGUUAGCAUGCAGUUAGCAACCACAUACUUUUUCAAGGGGGCUUAGUUCAUAGCCCCUUUCUGUCCCAUGCCUUUCUAGGUCUCAAAAUUGAAGGGGCAGAGAGGAAAGAUUGUUUCUGUGUUUUCAACAGCCAAUUACAUCAACCACUUUUUUUAAAACAUGAUUUCUUAUGUAUAAAAGCCAGAGAGGCACUUUUCCUUUUAGGAUAUUUUUCACUUACCUCAAGAAAGCUGUGUUCUCUAAGAAGUUGGCUCCAGACUAUGUGUGACUCAAGUAUUGUUAGAUUAUUGUUGCCUGUUCUAAAAAUGACUCAUGGAAACAAACAAAAUGAGAUGAGUGCUUAGGGAGACCUAUCUGGCAAACACAACGGGUUUGGGUUUUUUUCCCCCUCCAAGUGAGACAUUUUUAAGAAUUGGCAGUGCAAGUUUAGUGCUAGAGUUGCAAAAAUUGUAUCAUCUAAUUCUUACCUAACCGCUCCGGUAGAUUUCAAAAUCUAAUCCACAGAUCUUCACAUGCCCAGUUCCACUAAUGGGACGGGGUCAUCUUCUACCAGAAAGCCUCUCCUUGCACCCAGGAGCUGCUGCCGAUGCUGAGAUUGUACAAGCCCUCACAGCGCAGCAGCGUAACUGAUGUUUGUACACAGGUAUAAAGCAUUUUCUAAACUAUGUCACAGCAGGGCCCAGUCUCAGCGGCAUAUUUUGAGGACACUUUUUAGAGCUUUUAGGGAUAGUUUCCCAUCCACAAUCUCUAGCAGUGCAGUGGCUAAAGCUAUGACCUUUGACAAGAAACCUCUGUCUUAGAUUCCUGCCUUUGUUGAGGGAGACUUGACCCUUAAUUUCCACUUCCUUGGUAAUUGCUGUAAUCAGGGUAGGUGGCUCAGUUCCUCCUGAGGAGGAUAUUUUCCUGGAGCUUACAAGGUGGAAUAUUCACCCAGCUGGGAAGACCACAAUGCUGUAGUCCCUGAAUAGCAAAGGGAAGAAAGAACCUGAGUUCCAGUCUCUGCUCCAGUGAGUGCUUAGGUAAAACAUUCAUUAAAGCAGCAGCUGGAAUAAAUGCAAGCACAGAUGCAUUCAUGGGCCUGCUGAGGAUUUGCUCCACAGAGAACAGCCCAGCUUCAAAGGAAAGAGCCAGAUCCCUGCUCCAGAAUACCCUGAACCCACUGACAGCACCUUUACAUCUUUGGUGAGAAUCAGCAACAGAACAAGGAAAUACCUGCACUGAAAGGAACAUUUCACACUGUGGGUCCAUGAUUUGACUACCCCACCCAAGGGCAUUCACAAGCUCAAAUAGGAAGCAUCCAUUAACCAAGAAAGCCUUAACAAAAAUAAAAAUGUUGUAGGUGGGAGCUCUAAGGCAGGUAUGCUGCCUGUUUCAUAAAUCACAGUGCUGCCUUUUAGAUCUGCUUUGUAGUUAGCUUUGUAAUAGAGUGUAUGAGGAUUGCAAGAUUCUUAGGCAAAACAGUAUCUGUUGUGCCAGGUGCUCCCAUUUGACAUCAAAACAGGAAGAAAACCAAACCAUACCAGGUGAAGCUGUACAGAUAUGUGUCUGGCAGCCCCUUAGCCAGGCACCAGGCACAGUGGUUUCUCAGGGACUGUCCACGUAUCAAAACCAGAGGGGUAGCCAAGGCAGCAUCACUUGUCAGACAGACACACUCCCAUAGCCUGGUCAUUAGCAGCAGAACACCUGACGACAAGCCAGCGUGCCAGCAGCCGGAGAGACUGCUCUGGCCAAACAUGGAAAGUGUAUCCUAGAGCAGGUAUGAAGAAAGGCAACAAAGCAACAUAGCCUUAUCCCCAGGAAAGCUUGGAGCAGAACAGAAAUGCCAAUUUUCCCCACAAAACAUGUAAAAAAAACUACCUCAUUAUUUUAAUUUGCUAUUAAGACUUCAGAGACAGUAGAGACAUGUCUAUACUGACCACUCAAAGCAAUGGGGAUUUUCUGUGCUAUUCCACCUUUGAAUGUACACCAGGUUACUUGCAGCAAUUUUGUGCAUUUUUUUCUGAGACUAGUCAGCUUGGUGAAGCCAACCAGCUAUUCAAGAAGAAUUAUAAAUAGUCAAAGAACUAGAACAAGCUAAGUGGAAAGCAUAGGAAGGCAACUUGAAACAAAAUGCCCAUUGCCACCCACUGCAGUUUUAAAAUGCACUGGGAAUGCAAGGUAAAGGGCUCCACAGCUGCAACCAAGAGAUUCAAAUCAGGAUUAAAUUGUUUCCCAAGGAUACAUCAUGCAUUUGGAAGUGUGUUUCAUCUACUGAGUAAGUAAAUCCUUAUGUUACAGCACAGUAGUGGAUACGGAUAUAUUCCACCAAAACUACAUUUACAGUCUCAGGUUGGAGACAGGAUGAAUGUGCGCUCCACUGAGAGCUGAUCAGCAGGUACGCUUUGGCUGCUAGUUGCUCCCAGAUAAUGGCACAGAGUUCAAAUUGUAAAGUUAGCAGGAAUACCUGGGGGCUGUGUCCUGUCAUCACAAGCCAGACUUGCACGUGAGCCAACAACCCUCUUGCAAUGUACCCUGCAGACUUGAGACGAGAUGCAGAACAGCUCUGCCAAUUCUUUGUAUAUGGGAGACUUCAAAGAACAUCUUGUAACAUGUUACUACAUAAGCAGGUUUUGGCAUUUAUCCAUUUCGCUGUCUUGAUUGUGAAAAAAAGGAACAUUACUAUAUUUUUCAGCAAAGAGCACAUUUGAGAGAAUGCUUUAUGACUGCAUGUGUAUACAUAUAUACAUGGAUAGUGAGAGAGGGACAUCCAGGAACAUGAAGAAAACUGUGAUGGAAAACAACUGCAGAUAUGUCCAAAUAAAGCCUACCUGUUGUGUGA
Molecule: messenger RNA, 8023 nt
Organism: Athene cunicularia (burrowing owl)
Lineage: Eukaryota; Metazoa; Chordata; Aves; Strigiformes; Strigidae
Gene: EMILIN2
Product: elastin microfibril interfacer 2
Exons: 8
Coding region: 1-3243 (1080 amino acids)
Molecular function (GO): protein binding
Source: RefSeq, a predicted model, not a curated record